This is a messenger RNA of Scedosporium apiospermum, 243 nucleotides long. RefSeq lists its product as uncharacterized. The transcript has 4 exons. Lineage: Eukaryota; Fungi; Ascomycota; Sordariomycetes; Microascales; Microascaceae. Bases 1 to 243 code for a protein of 80 amino acids. Gene Ontology annotation, cellular component: cytosolic large ribosomal subunit; ribosome. Gene Ontology annotation, molecular function: structural constituent of ribosome. The record is from RefSeq and is a predicted model, not a curated record. Gene Ontology annotation, biological process: translation; protein-RNA complex assembly.
AUGCCUCGCGAAAUCGCCGAUAUCAAGCAGUUCAUCGAGAUCUGCCGGAGGAAGGAUGCUUCCUCGGCGGUGAUCAAGCGCAACAAGAAGUCCGGCCAGGCCAAGUUCAAGGUCCGAUGCCAGCGAUUCCUCUACACCCUCAGCAUCAAGGACUCCGAGAAGGCCGAGAAGCUAAAGUCCAGCCUUCCCCCUAACCUGCAAGUCACCGAGAUCGGCAAGAAGGACGGCAAGUCGAAGGCGUAA